AUGCUCAUCCGCGCUUAUCGAUUACCUGCUCCGAGUCCAUCCGCGCGAAUUGACAGUCAGCGGGUCUUCCGACACCCACCGGUCAAGCUCACGUGUCAACAAAACGCCACUCCGAUUAAACCAUAA
Messenger RNA from Caenorhabditis elegans, 126 nucleotides. RefSeq names its product Alpha/beta hydrolase. Bases 1 to 126 code for a protein of 41 amino acids. Lineage: Eukaryota; Metazoa; Nematoda; Chromadorea; Rhabditida; Rhabditidae. The record is from RefSeq and is marked reviewed. The transcript has a single exon.